AUGGCAUCUCAUAGGAAAUGCAUUGAACGCAGUGCGCGUCGCCCGACCACUUUUGGCAAUGUUAGUCCUGAAAUUUCUGCUUUGUGCAUUAACAAGUGCGCUUGCGAUGAAGCAGCACGCGCCCUCGGGGACCAUGGUCGACUUUACAGAUGCCAAGGUUCAAGGUCAUCUAGACGCGUUGGUGCGCAUGGCUCAGUCGUGCGUGAUCAAGGUUCGAGCCACGCCGAAGGACGUGCGAGCGUACUUCACCAACUCCUCACCCGUUUCGCGCUCGGGCCAAUGCUUUGCUGCCUGCAUGCUUGAGCAGAGUGAUGUGGUUAAUCAUGGAAAGAUAAACAGGGAGCUGUUAGUCCACCUAGCCAGCUUGGUGAACGGCAAGAACUCCCGCGUGGUGAGGAAGUUAAACAGCGUCUCCCGGCUUUGCCUGGACAGUAUAGACGGAAUGUCUGAUAGAUGCCAACUAGCUUCCACCUAUAACGACUGCCUGAAUGAAAACAUGAUCGAAUUCGCCUUCCCUCUAGAUAUAGCUGAGGAGGCAGUUAGGAAGAUGCCCUUUCAUCUAAUACAACCUAAGUAACUUACCUCAAGAAAUGCGGCCGGCAAAUUAUUGAAUUUGUUUAAUAAAUUUUAUUAUCAUCAUCAACCACGUAAAGUCCACUACUGAACAUAGGCCUCCCCCAAAGAUUUCUAAACGGACCUGUUGAAAGCGGCCUACAUCCAACGUGUUCCUAAAUAAAUUUUAUACGUUAUUA
This is a messenger RNA of Manduca sexta (tobacco hornworm), 752 nucleotides long. RefSeq lists its product as uncharacterized. Lineage: Eukaryota; Metazoa; Arthropoda; Insecta; Lepidoptera; Sphingidae. Gene Ontology annotation, molecular function: odorant binding. The record is from RefSeq and is a predicted model, not a curated record. The coding region runs from base 59 to 577 and encodes 172 amino acids. The transcript is spliced from 5 exons.